AUGAUCAGACCUCAGGCCCCUGUUGGAACCCACGAUCAGACCUCAGGCCCCUGUUGGAACCCACAAUCAGACCUCGGGCCCCUGUUGGAACCCAUGAUCAGACCUCAGGCCCCUGUUGGAACCCAUGAUCAGACCUCAGGCCCCUGUUGGAACCCACGAUCAGACCUCAGGCCCCUGUUGGAACCCACGAUCAGACCUCAGGCACCUGUUGGAACCCAUGAUCAGACCUCAGGCCCCUGUUGGAACCCACGAUCAGACCUCAGGCCCCUGUUGGAACCCAUGAUCAGACCUCAAGCCCCUGUUGGAACCCACGAUCAGACCUCAGGCCCCUGUUGGAACCCACGAUCAGACCUCAGGCCCCUGUUGGAACCCACGAUCAGACCUCGGGCACCUGUUGGAACCCAUGAUCAGACCUCAGGCCCCUGUUGGAACCCACGAUCAGACCUCAGGCCCCUGUUGGAACCCAUGAUCAGACCUCAAGCCCCUGUUGGAACCCACGAUCAGACCUCAGGGCCCCUGUUGGAACCCACGAUCAGACCUCAGGCCCCUGUUGGAACCCAUAAUCAGACCUCGGGCCCCUGUUGGAACCCACAAUCAGACCUCAGGCCCCUGUUGGAACCCACGAUCAGACCUCAGGCCCCUGUUGGAACCCACGAUCAGACCUCAGGCCCCUGUUGGAACCCACGAUCAGACCUCAGGCCCCUGUUGGAACCCACGAUCAGACCUCAGGCCCCUGUUGGAACCCACAAUCAGACCUCGGGCCCCUGUUGGAACCCAUGA
Messenger RNA from Knipowitschia caucasica, 780 nucleotides. Lineage: Eukaryota; Metazoa; Chordata; Actinopteri; Gobiiformes; Gobiidae. The record is from the annotation of a GenBank genome assembly.